UGCUGAGUACUAAGCGGUCUUCCCUGAGGUAACUCAACUUCCGUGCUGAGCGCUGUUUAGGAAGUCGCUCUAACACUUCCACCCAGUGUUAUUAUAAAGGUUGCCCUGGAGCUCAGGUGUCCCACCAAAUCCUCAUGCUGACUUCUCCGGGCCUGGUCGUCCUUGAGUCUCCUGUCAGGUGUUCCUAGAAUCUUCCGCCACGAGACGCACCACCCAUCAGGUUUACUGGAAAUGAAAUGAAUAUUAACAUGGAGGACAGUUUCAACACCAAACCAUCAGCAUCUACCUUUACACUUCAGAGUUCCUCAGAGACAAUGGUUUCUAUCCAGCUCCUCGAUUUCAGAACAAGUUUACUUGAAGCACUAGAAGAGCUGCGUAUGAGAAGGGAAGCAGAGACUCAAUAUGAAGAGCAGAUUGCUAAAAUUAUUAUGGAGACACAAGAACUGAACUGGCAAAAGGAGACUCUUCAGAAUCAAAAGGAGGCAUUAAUAAAGCAACACAAAGAAGCAAUGGGAGUUUUUAAAAAUCAGCUGCAAAUGAAGAUUUAUGCCUUGGAAGAAGAAAAGGGAAAAUACAAACUUGCUACAGAAAUCAAAGAAAAAGAAAUAGAAGGAUUGAAGGAAACAUUAAAAACACUACAGGUUUCUCAAUAUUCUUUACAGAAGAAAGUGAGUGAAAUGGAACAAAAGGCUCAUUUACACCAUCUAGCUAAAGAAGAUUAUCACAAGCAACUUAAUGAAAUUGAAAAAUACUAUGUUACAAUAACAAAUCAGUUUGGAUUGGUGAGAGAGAAUCAUGUAAAGUUAGAACAAAAUGUACAAGAAGCAAUACAGUUAAACAAAAGACUCUCCACCUUAAAUGAAAAACAGGAAUCUGAAAUUCACAGAUUAAAGAAGCUCACAUGUAUUUCUGAAGUUAUGUCCAGACCAUUAAUGAGUCCAAAAGGAGGAUUCUUCACGGAACUAAAGAAAGCAGCUUCAGAGCUGAUUAAGUCCAAGGUCACUUGUCAGCAUAAGAUGGAGGGAGAAAGUAUAGAUCUAAUAAUUAAAGAACAAAAAUAUGAAGAGCUUCAAGAAAGACUCAACGUGGAAUUGGAAUUAAAUAGAAAAAUUAAUGAAGAGAUUACCCACAUUCAAGAAGAAAAGCAGGACAUCAUCAUUUCUUUUCAACAUAUGCAGCAAUUGCUUCAGCAAGAAACUCAAGCUAAUGGUGAAGUCAGUGCAGAAUUGAAGGUGCUGAGAGAAAAGAAUCAGACCCUUGAAAGAGAUAAUGAGCUGCAAAGGGAGAAGGUAAAAGAAAAUGAAGGAAAGUUCCUUAAUCUUGAGAAGGAGCAUGAGAGAGCACUAGGAACUUGGAAGAAACAAGUGGAAGAACUUAGUGGAGAAAUGAAUAGGAUUAAAAGUGAGUUGUCAUCCCUUAAGGAGACCCAUGUUAAGUUGCAAGAACAUUACAACAAAUUAUAUGAACAGAAUAAAAAUGAGGAAUGUAAGAAGUUUCAGAAUGUUCCAGAACUAAAUAAUGAAAAUGGUGAUGAACUAUCUAGCAAAAAAUCAAAAAAUACCAUCGUACAAAAGUACAAUUCUGGUCAAGAAAUAUGGGGGGAAAAUACAAAGAGUUGUUUGGAUACUGAAUACAGGGAAAGAGAAGAAACGAGAGACCUACCUGUAGGGAAAACUGCAGAAGACUUACAGCCUCUUGAAAUAAGUGCCAAAAGUGAAAUUAAUACUAUGAUAUCUCAGGAGAGAAACCAAAGUGGAAUGUCCCCACACAAAGUCCUUUGCCUAGAUAAAGAUGUAACUGACCAAGAACAAACCUCAAAUGUUACUGACAGUAGAAAAUCAAUCCCCGGAGAAGUAAAAGACAAGCUGUGCUUGGAAAAAGCCAGUGGAUGUUCAGAGUUUAAAUCAUUGAACAAUUUCUUUUUAGUGGUAGAUGAAUCACUAGAAACAGAAAAGAUAUGCCUAGAAGGAACUGAAGGAUUAGGUCUUCCCCACACAGCUGUAGAUGUACCUCUGGACACUCGGAGUAGCAAAGCAUCCUUUAAUGGCGUAUCAAAUGAGAUGGCUCACAAAAGAAACCAUAACACAGAUGCUUCUGAAAGUAGCCCAUUCAAACAUCAAUUCAAAUUGCUUCCAGCAGAUCUGGAAAAUGCUACAGAGAAGGAAAUUACAAAUCAUGACCAAAACAAAGCAAGCUUAGAUUCACUUCUAGAUAUAAAGCUAAAUCUUGAUCUGUGUAAGAAACAUGGUUUACAGGAUUCAUGUAAUGUUAUGUUAGAUGUUAAGUAUCAAAAAAUAAAACAAAUGUUAAGAGAAGAGUGUCAGUGCAGCAUAGAGCCCUGCUCUUGUUAUCAGUCAGCCAGAGAGACUCCCCAGCCUGGAGCAACCGCGGCCUGUGCUGCAGCAAUCGGUCUAUCCGGUCCAUCUGCUAGCCCUGGUAACGAUUCGACAGCCCCUAAGAAACCGGAACACAGUGUCAGUACCGUGCCAACAGCAGUGAAACCUUCCUCAAGCCCUGCAGAAAGAACUACAAGAACAAAUGUAAAUGACAUACAAAACAGUCCACUUAAGAACCAUUCGGGAACUUCUGAAAGCAGUGUGGGCAUCUCAGACUUUCAGGUUAGCCCGGGGGACAGUCAUGCUCCACAAGCCCAAGAUUUCAAAACUGCAGUUCCCCUGACAACUUCCACCGAAAAACAGCUUCCCAGUGACAAUCAGAUAACUGAAGCUCCAGAAAGUGGUCUCUUUUCCUUGGUAGGUGUUAAGGAAAGACAAUGCAUGCUGAUAAGUAACAGAGAGAAGGCAGAGGCAUUAGAUGACAUCCUGUCAGAAGAAACGUGCUGUGAAGGUCAGCUGGGAGAAGCACAUUUGUCUCAUGUAACUCCAUCUGCAGACUCAGUAAACACAAGUGCAAGGUCAGCCUUUGAUCUUCCUACUCCAGAUAAAAAAAGAGAGGAAACUCCAGGCUACAUGAAGUUUGUAGCCCCUAGUUGUAGGCCAAAAAUAAACCAAAGUCAAACCGCAGGCACUGUAACUUCCAGCAUCCCUUCAUUGCUGAAGGAGAAACCAGUAGGUGUGUCAGAAAACAGAGUGACUGCUCCAGUGACCUUUCGUAAAAAUGAUGGUCUGGAGGACACUAGGAAAAACAUUGGGUCAGAUCCUAUCAGCACUAGCAGAGUUGCUGACACUGUGAGUAACUGGAGCAUCCAUCUAGAUCCCAAGGGACAGCCCAGUGAAGAGAGGAAUGCAACUGCACAGACGGUUCAUGAGUCUUCUUUUCCCACAGAACAUGGGAAAGCAGAGCCUUUGACUUCAACUGUGCAACAAAGCCAUUCCCAGACGAGCAAGGUUACAGACACCCUGGAUCCAUUCACCUUCUGUCCUGGUAGGAAAGACUGGCAGAGCCUUGUGAUGAACCAACUAACUGAAAUUGGAAAGUUACUAAGCUUAGAAAAUGACAACCAGCCCAAAAGAAGAAAAGUAGAAGAAAUGCUGGAUAAAGUAAUUGAUUAAGUACUGAUAAAUGCUCUCAUUAGUGAGGCUGAUGCAGUGGGGUGAAGGACUGUUCAUGUAAGUUUAUAGCUGUCUUCACUUCAACUUUUUCUACUAUAAGGAAGACCCCAUCUUGUAUUUGCAGAGCUUUGCUGUCAGUACCUAGGCACCUUCAACUUGUCUUCCCUUUGUUUAUUCCCUUCAAAGCAGUUAGUUCCUUUUUUGUUAUUAUUAUUAAAUUCAUUUAUUCACUUUACAUCCCAGUAUCAGCCCUCCUCCUCCCAGUAUCCUCUUACACAGAUCCUUCCUACUCUACCUUUCUCUUCUCCUUUUAAGAGGUGGAGCCCCCCCCUGAAGGUAUCAUUCCCCCUGCCCCCCCCCACUAGUUCCUUUCUUUAAAGACUUCAAAUAUGGUUAAGACUAAGUGGCCCUUUGAAAUGUUAACUUUUUCCAGAGUUGGUGAUAUUCCUUAAAAAUGAGAAAAUAAAUAGCCAGAUUAGUCAAA
Molecule: messenger RNA, 3996 nt
Organism: Rattus norvegicus (Norway rat)
Lineage: Eukaryota; Metazoa; Chordata; Mammalia; Rodentia; Muridae
Source: RefSeq, a predicted model, not a curated record